AUGAAGAACCCUGGGAGUUUUACAUUGCACUACACAAUAGGAGGGAAGAUCGUCGGGAACACGCUGUGCGAUUUAAGGGCAAGCAUAAAUCUAAUGCCCCUGUCAAUAUUUAAGAAGCUGGAUAUCGGCAACGAGAGACCAACCACUAUCACAUUACAAUUGGCCGAUAGAUCGAUAAAGAAUCCUGAGGGUAAGAUAGAGGAUGUACUCGUGCAAGUGGACAAUUUUAUCUUCCCGGCAGACUUUGUCCUAUUGGAUUAUGAAGCUGAUAGAGAAUUCCCUAUCAUCUUGGGUUGCCCAUGCCUUGCAACAGGGAGAGCACUAAUCGAUGUGCAAAAAGGAGAAUUGACCAUCAGGAUCGACGAUCAGGAAGUAAAAUUCAACGUAUUCAAUGCGAUGAAGUACCCAGGUGAUAUGGAAAAUUUUCAAUAUAUUGAGGGACUGCGAGAAGAACCUUGGCACAAACACCUAAAGGAGCUGGAAGAAUAA
Molecule: messenger RNA, 489 nt
Organism: Benincasa hispida (wax gourd)
Lineage: Eukaryota; Viridiplantae; Streptophyta; Magnoliopsida; Cucurbitales; Cucurbitaceae
Source: RefSeq, a predicted model, not a curated record